UAUGCAGUGACGUCAUCUAUUUUUGACAGGAGACAAGCAGCGGGAGAAGAAAGGAGCGGACGCAACGAGGGCGAAGGAUGCAAAGGAUAAUGUCGCCGCUGUGGAGCCUCCCUCUCCGCCCGGCAGCAUGAUUAGCACGUCGGAGGCGGUGGGCCGCAGGAGGCCAUCGUCCGCCCGGCGGAGCGAGCGCUGGAUCGCCUGGUGCCAAGCUGCGCUGCUCGGCGUGUCGGCGCUGGUCAUUGCGGCCGAAAGGAGCGCUCUGAUCUACUGUAUCGGGUUUUACCUUUGGAACGAUGAGACACGAUGGGCCGGUUUCACGCUUGGGCUCUUCCUCCCGGGCACUGCGGUACAGCUGCUAAGUGUCAAAUGGUACUACGACGACGGUGAUGAUAGGAGAUGGUACCUUUCGACUAUACACAUUCUUCACUUGGGUAUCUUCAAACGGCUAUGGGACUGCAUGAGAUACGUGUCGCACAUGCAUGGCUCAGUUGCAGAGCUUGGUGCUGUCGUCAUGCUGCAGGCAGAUGUUGCCGCCCUUUGGCUCUUGGAGGCUCUGGUGGUCAGCCUACCUCAGAGCCUACUGCAGGCAUAUAUCGUCGUGUCCACUGACGUGGGUAUCACGUCACCAGUGGCCUAUAGCUGUGGUCUUUGCAUGCUGUCCGUUUCCUGGGCCUUGGUGCUGUACAGCCGCGCCUGCUGUCUCAUCCGACCAGGCCACCUUGCAAUGCCUCCGGCGGCUUUGCUCUGCCAGCUGGUGUGGAGGGCGGGCAUGCUGGGUGCUAGGGUGACCUGUCUUAUGUUCUUUGCCAGGGUGUUCAACUGGUGGGUCUGUGGAGUGGCAGCUUUUCACUGGCUGACUGCCUCCUUCUGGCUGGUAUCACAACAACCAGACAUCUGCACUGGGCCCUGGUGUUGGCGUGCCUUCAACGGCCUCCUGGGGCUCAUCCACGUCUUCCUGUUUCUCAACGUCAAAGAUGGACCAUCGCGCUUUCGCAUGGCUAGCUUUUAUACAUUCAUGCUCAUUGAGAACACCACUUUGCUCUUGGCUGCCUCUGACUUACUUAGCGAAGCAUCUUGGGACAAUAUGACCCUACCCAUCACUGUCCUAUGUAGCUUUAUCCUUGGCGCUACCUCUCUGGCACUCUACUACCGGUUCCUGCAUCCAAAGUCAACAGAGAUCGCCCAAGGUCUCCACAACAACCACAUGGGUAGUACCUGCAUUGAACGAGGGGAAUCUUCUUUCUCUCUUGGAGACAAAAGUCUUCCGGUUGGCAGUGUCCAAAACCACGGCAGCUUCUCUCUCUCCGGUGUGGCUGGUUCACUACUGGAGCAUCCCAGCACGUGCAGAGGGAGGCCAAACAGCUCCUGUCCUUGCUACCACCACCACUGGCUUCUCAUCAGGCUGGCCCUCAAAACAGGCGACUUGGGUAAGAUCAACCGAGCGUAUGGAGCGGGUGGCGCGGCAGCCAUUUUGGACUUGGAAGAUUACAACCAGGAGUUUAAGAGUAACGAUGGCAUCACGAGCUCAGCCGGGGGCAACUGCGAGGGCAUGUCAAACUCCGAGUCUCUGGGGCAAGGCUUGGCACCCCUUUCAGACUGCAAAGACGAAUUUCAGACUGUGAGUGAACCCACUUCCUUCGAACAAGCAGAGGAUGACAGUCUGGAGAUGGAGAGUCCGCUGGAGUCACCUGUGUCUGAUUUCAAACGCAGCUCACCUGAGGGUAAGUCUGUAUUUGGAGACAGUCCUGAGCCGUACUUCUGCCCUACGGAGUCCAGUUCAACCUUGUACUUCAGCGCUGAUCCCCAGUCUCCCAGCAGCGCCAGUAACCCCCGUUUGGACCGGGACUCUGGCGCUUCGGAGCAGGGCGCUCGUCUCAAUUCCAUUCCAAGUGAUCCGGCUCUUCACAGGGACGUUCGAGGGUUAAUCGGCCGGGUCGGGCCACGCUACACAUCCACCCCUAAACUGGACUUGGGAGUGCUGGAUUCUCCCUCCAGUGUCCCUCAUCUCAGUGGUCCCAGGAGGCAGCUCAUAUUGUCCCGAAGAGAUGAAGAUGAACAUUUUUGAUUGAUUCAGGGAUAGGGUGACUUAAGCAAGUGAAUCCAUCAAUACAGUUUGAACCUCUCUGUUUUAAAGUGAACUGAUGUAUCCAAAAUUGAGCAAUAAGAGGCAAGCAUACAAUACUGUAAGCAAACAAAAUUAUCAUAAAGAGGUAAUAACACUAUUAUGGCUACUAAGAAAUAGCAAUAUAUUGCACAAGUGCUAAAUUUACAUAUGCUCAUUUAAGUUAACGCUAUCAGUAAUAAAGAGCAAAUUGUCUAAUGUGUCCAAUACACAUCUGGUCCUAUUUGAGGGAAUACAGGAAAGUGCACUGUUACAUUAUUUCUUCUUUCACAUGCUUUGGAAAUACCAAUUAACUUAACAUUUUAUGCAGCUGUUCUCUGGUCUGAGAUGCCGUGUAGCCUUUACCUGACAAAGUCAAACUUUGUAACCUCCCUGAUGAAUCAAAUGAUUAAAUUACAGAAUUUAUGAUAACAGAGCAACUAGGUUACACCUAAAUUUAAAUACAAUCUUAAGCACAAGCCUUCACUUCAUUGACUUUGAAAAAGCACAACUUAUUGCUUUUUUUUAACAUUGAAAAAAGGAAAAUAAAAGUAAACUUCAGACUCAACAUACUGUAUACUGUAUGUAUUUUUGGCAUAUAAACAUAUCAGUUUGCUGUGCGUUGAGCUGAAUUGAUGUGUAAACCAGAAAAUGAGGCUUUAAAAUUACGAACCUGCUGUGACUUUCAUCAGUGCUAUUGCUAAGAAAAAGUGUUUAAAAAAAAAAAAAAAAAAAUUUUAAGUUUGCUGUGAAAAUUUGGCAGUCCAAAAUAAGCUAACAUUUUACAUUUCUUUUGCACUCUAGGCCUGUAUAAUAUUUGAACUGUGAAUUGCAAGGCCGUCUGUGGCUUUAAAUGAGCAAUAAAAUGCAGAGCUACUGAGUGAGUCAAAUAAAGGUGUUCUGCUGUUAACUGUGACACAUUUUCCUUGUUGUGAUGUUAAUCUAUGACAUAGUUUGCUUUGGAUUCCUUGCUUCUAUUAAAAUGAACUCAACUGAAAACAAACAAUUUCAGUGCAUAUUACGGGCCACAAAAAAUUAUGUGGUGGGACGUAUCUGAUCGCCAGAUGUUGAGUUUGAGAGCAGUGCACUACUCGCACAUUAUGAGGUUGCUCAGGAAAAUCCUUCUUUGACUCAAUUUUCCUGUGUUUCAGUCCUUGAGACAGGUACAACAAAUUGGGGUCAAACUGAUCCCAGAGGAACACCUAUACUGUAAAUGUAAAAUGUAUACAACACGUUGAGAAAAUAUAAGAAAUGUAUGCUUAAUUAUUUGUCCCAAUCGAAUGAGAAAAGUCAUAACAUAUGAAGCUCCCUCCUCCCAAAAAGUUAUCUUUUAAUGUUAAACAUUGAAUGAGGUCAAAUUGACCCCAAGGAUAACAGGAGGGUGAAGUAUGGUGGCCCAGAGUGCAAAACAAGCACAUCAAACUGAUUAAUAAUAAUAAAAAAAAAAAGACUUUCAAUUACUUUAAACUGGAAGACCAUCAGUGGAGGUAUAUCUGACGAUUAGGUAUGUUAACUCUUCACAUUACUUUUAUAGACAAAAAUAAAUAAUACUACAAUAUUAAAUUUUGUUAUAAGACUCAGUCAAUUAAUGGGCCUAAUUGAAGUGAUAAAAUUUUGAGUUGGAAAAUCAAACAGUAAUUUUGACAAAUAUUAACAACGCUGUUCAGAGAUAUCAUGGAUACUGUACUUAAAAAUCCAAAAGGUUGACAUGGAAAUAACAAGCAUUUUUUAUAUAAACAGUAAUGGUUAUACGAAAUACAAAUAAGAAUGAAGUUAAACUUUGAACACGCCAAUGGUAAUUUUUCUCUUGAUACUUUACGCCAGAGGUAACACAUGAAAACGAUGAUAAACACCAUUCCUUUUCGUCGGAACAUAUUCAGUGUACCAUACAGAAUUCAUAUAGGCCGGUUAGCUCAGUUGGUUAGAGCGUGGUGCUAAUAA
Corythoichthys intestinalis (scribbled pipefish) is the source of this 4042-nucleotide messenger RNA. It is a transcript of the gene xkr5a, whose product is annotated as XK related 5a. Gene Ontology annotation, cellular component: plasma membrane. Bases 128 to 2065 code for a protein of 645 amino acids. The record is from RefSeq and is a predicted model, not a curated record. Lineage: Eukaryota; Metazoa; Chordata; Actinopteri; Syngnathiformes; Syngnathidae. Gene Ontology annotation, biological process: phosphatidylserine exposure on apoptotic cell surface; engulfment of apoptotic cell; apoptotic process involved in development. The transcript is spliced from 7 exons.